UUUUAGCGGCACACGUAUGUGACAUCCUGUACGGCCGCAGGUACCUGUCCUCGGCACCCUUAUAAAGAGGAGUUCGAGUCUCUGCUGGUGUGUGAGGAAAGGGAAUUGAGCCUUCGUUGUAGGAAAACGUGUGGUGAAUACUUGAACAAUAAGGUGCACUCGCAUUACUGGGGCUUAGGCUGCUUGUAAGAUGAUCUGCAUAGCCGGAGGUGAUCUGUCUCCAGUCAGUCACCGUCUACAGAUGUCGCAGGUGUUAUUGCACCCUUUCAUUCGAAAUGCAAGCUGCUAUUUGGCGUAGUGGUGUGAUACUGAAAAUUCCAGGUGAAAAUGUAUACGAUGUGAAAGCUUUUUCAAGCGAAGUAAGUAUAAAGAUGGUCAGUAGCCAGCCUAAGUAUGACCUGAUAAAGGAAGUAGGCCGUGGCAGCUAUGGAGUGGUGUACGAAGCCUUAGUUCGCAGGACAUGCCAGCGAGUCGCAGUUAAAAAAAUCCGCUGCCAAGCACCAGAGAAUGUUGAAUUGGCAUUGAGGGAGUUCUGGGCAUUGAGCAGCAUCCAAGGCCAACAUCCUAAUGUAAUUCAUUUGGAGGAGUGUGUCCUGCAGAGAGAUGGGACAGUUCAACGCAUGUUACAUGGAUCCAGUUCAGCACUUUACCUUCCGUUGGUGGAAACCUCUCUAAAAGGCAAAAUUGCCUUUGACCCACGCAGUACUUAUUGUCUAUGGUUCGUGAUGGAUUUCUGUGAUGGAGGAGAUAUGAACGAGUACAUCUUAACUAGGAGACCAAGUCGUCGAACCAACACCAGUUUCAUGUUGCAACUAAGUAGUGCACUUGCAUUUCUACACAAGAACCAGAUAAUACACCGUGACCUAAAGCCUGAUAAUAUUCUGGUGUGUAAAGCACGUGAUGGCAUGGAUGAACCUACUCUAAAGGUGGCUGACUUUGGACUGAGUAAAGUAUGUUCUACUUCAGGCUUGAACCCCGAAGAACCAGCCAGUGUAAACAAGAGCUUUUUAUCUACUGCAUGUGGCACUGAUUUUUACAUGGCACCCGAGGUGUGGGAGGGUCAUUAUACAGCAAAAGCAGAUAUUUUUGCUCUAGGAGUAAUACUGUGGGCCAUGCUUGAGCGCUUAACGAUCUUGGACAGUCACACCAAAAAGAGGUUGCUUGGUGGCUAUGUUCAACGGGGAGCACAAAUUGUUCCAGUGGGAGAAGCGCUGCUCGAGAACCCCAAAAUGGAAUUUCCUAUUCCUAUCAAGAAAAAAACCAUGAAUCGGCGCAUGAAACAAUUGCUGCAACAGAUGUUGUCCGCUAACCCUCAGGAGCGUCCAGAUGCCUUUCAGCUUGAACUACGUCUCAUUCAGAUUGCCUUCAGAGACUAUACAUGGGAAACGUGACAUCCACUUCUAAGUCUUAUUAGAAUUAAAUGAGCUGAGAUUUGCAGGGCACCUUAAAUGGAAGUAGACUUUUUUUUUUACAAUGUCAAGCUAGUUAUUACAGUACACAUUUUGUACUGGGGAAAGUAGAAGUAGAAGAAAAUGUAAUGUUAGUGUGCUAUCUGCCCCAUUCAUUACCUUUCUGAAAUGCAUCAUUCUCCUGAUUAGACAAUUCUAAUUGGCAAUGGUUACCACAUCUGGGGUAAUGUGAAAAUCCCAUUUAGGAUGAUCAUUCCUUUUUGUUUAGGUUUUCCAAUAUAUUUUUUUUAUUUCAUACCUCCAACUGGGCUGCUACCGUAUUUACUCUCUCGUAGAUGUAGAUUAGAACUUUAACAUUGCACAUUCCAGUGGGGUUCCUGGACUUCCCAAAGAAUGUAUGUGAUCAACUGCUGCUGUAUGAAUUGUGCGUGGGUUAUUCUGAAUGUGUAUUUAUUAAUACAUAAAGAUGCAUGUCUCUUGCUGUCAUUUUUGACAACUUCAUAAGAUGGCUGUUUGAUUAGUUUAGUUAUAUGUUAAAAAGGCUGCUUUAUUCAUAUCUGGCCUUUUUAUCAAGGAACACUUGCCUAUAACCUCUGAGCAAACCGUUCUGAUUUUCUGUGGUAAGCCCCAUAUCCGACACCUAAAACAAUGGGUUGUGCAGCCCUGACACUUGGUGUGAAGAGACUUGGAGCAGUUUCUUUUUUUUUUUUCUCACAGAUAUUGUAAAGUAAAGAAUAUUUCAGCAUUGCACAUGAAUGUUUUGAGGGUAAAUUGUGUUUAUCUCUUUAUGGCUAAUUCACACCUAUAUAUGCCUGUAAGAGAAAUGUGUUUCAUGAAUGAAAUGUACCUGCACAUGAUGAUAGGUAUUUCAGUACUCUGCCAAAUUUAACUUGGUACAAUAAUUUUCCAAUUCUGAGCUUUGCAGUAAAAUUUAUACUUUUUUGGUUUUGUUUGCUUUAAGCGCAUGAAAAUAAGUGAAAUGUGGAAAGGUGUUAAUGAGCCCAUUUAAGUAGUCGUUGUUUCAGCCAAAGUAUGAUGCCAGCAUAGCAUUUUACAGUCCAUCAGCUCAUACACAAACCAAAGUAAGCCUUCAACAUAUAUAAAGCUAUAAAGGGCUAUAGAGGCAACUUAAAUUUAAAAGCUGGUAGUGGAACUUUCCUGCAUGUAUUUCUUUCCUCAUUAAUCCUUCCUCCUAAGAGUGGGGGCCUGAAACCCAGGCGCACUGUGUUUGCUAGCUGUAAAUUUCAAAGUUACCCUGUACUGAGGGAAAUAUGGAGGCUACCAUUUGCUGACUAUUUUGUCUCCAGCUACAAUAAUUUGUCUUUUGCAGUUGGAAUAAGUAAGCUGAAUCCUGAUCUGCUUGCAUUUUUUUUUUUUUUUGCUUGCAUUUUCAAGGUCUGUGAGGUAGACAGUUUUUAAGCCCAUGCAGUAUGCAUAAACUGUGUGCAUUCCUUUUCUUGGGUACUUUGCUGGCGUGGUCUGCUGCUCUUUUCCAUCUGCUCCCAUAGUAAACUGUUUGAUUUGCAGGCUCCAUCCCACUCUGGGCUUUGUGCAUCUAGUGACACACGCAGUGCAUCUCUACCCCUGUCCCUCUAUGCCCUCCUCACUGAAUUUUGGCUUACUGCAGCGGGAGCCAGUGGCAACAAGUCCUAAAUUUUUUUUUUUUUUUUUUACAUUUUUAAUGCAGCAAAUACAUUAAGGUAAAAAUUUAUUUUAGCUUUAGAACCACUUUAAAGAUUUAAUUGGCAGUUAUGACCUUCUGUGGGUUUUAGGACCUUCCCAGGAAAAUAAUUCUGAAAAAAGAAUGCAGCUGCUGCUUUUUGUUUUCCUUAUGCUGCCUCAAUAGCUUUAUAUUUGUGAUGGGCUUGCUUUUUCUUGCAAUUUUUUUUACCCCUACCUCUCAUCUAUUUAUAAUAAGAAAAAAAAAAAGCGUCCUUGAUCAUCGAACGCACAAAAAUAAUCUAAUCAUCAUUCACCUUGAUUUUUAGAUAUAUUUUUCUUUGUAAACAUUACAGAAUAUAUUUUGACAGAAGUUAGGGAAACAAGGUAAAACUUAAUUUAUUAUAAAAUGUCACUGUUAAUAGUGUACAGAAUCUUUGGAUGUGUGUCUGUGUAAUAGUGUUUGUAAAGCACGUUGAGCUACAUAACUUUUGUCUGUGGUUUUCUUUACCUAAUCUGCCUGAUGAUGACGACAUCAUGGCUUUUGUCCAGCUUAAAAACAAAACUCUUUUUUAAAAUUUAAAUGUGGCGGGGUAACGCCCUUAGAAUGCAAUUCUUCCUCUAGUGUGGCGAAACAGACUUUGUACGGAGAUAAGCACAAACUGUCAAAGCAGCUUUUUACCUUCAUGCAUAUUGCAGUCAGGGUUGUUUUUCUUUUUUUUAAAUCAAUACAAGCUCAAAUUCAAGACACAAAAGAAAGUUGGUUAGAAAAAAUGACUUGCAAAACUGUGAAUUGCUUAGACUUCUGUUUUAUAUUGUAACUGGCCACAAUAAAAAAAAAUAUAUCUGUUA
Molecule: messenger RNA, 3920 nt
Organism: Rana temporaria (common frog)
Lineage: Eukaryota; Metazoa; Chordata; Amphibia; Anura; Ranidae
Gene: PDIK1L
Product: PDLIM1 interacting kinase 1 like
Exons: 4
Coding region: 276-1391 (371 amino acids)
Biological process (GO): protein phosphorylation
Molecular function (GO): protein kinase activity; ATP binding
Source: RefSeq, a predicted model, not a curated record